Messenger RNA from Solea solea (common sole), 5418 nucleotides. RefSeq names its product pleckstrin homology domain containing, family F (with FYVE domain) member 2 (gene plekhf2). The transcript is spliced from 2 exons. The coding region runs from base 177 to 908 and encodes 243 amino acids. Gene Ontology annotation, molecular function: phosphatidylinositol binding; metal ion binding. NCBI's taxonomy places the organism in Eukaryota, Metazoa, Chordata, Actinopteri, Pleuronectiformes, Soleidae. The record is from RefSeq and is a predicted model, not a curated record.
UCGCCUUGAACGCAGCGCGGAGCUCCGCUGCCAUGUUGUUUAUUCCGGGAGCAGCAGCGGACUUCCAGCUGCUGUCUGCGGACACUUUCCGAGCGGGACCCGCCGUUUAAACAACUCUGUCCGGAUUACAACUCAGCUCCAAGUCACAGUGAAACUCUCUGUCCGGCGAGGUGAAGAUGGUGGACCGGCUUGCGAACAGUGAGGCUAACUCCAAGCGGAUCGCGGUGGUGGAAGGCUGCUUUGGUGCUGCCGGCCAACCGCUGGCCAUCCCAGGCCGCGUCCUGAUCGGCGAGGGCGUCCUCACCAAACUCUGCCGCAAAAAGCCCAAGGCGCGGCAGUUCUUCCUGUUCAACGACAUCCUGGUCUACGGCAACAUCGUCAUCCAGAAGAAGAAGUACAACAAGCAGCACAUCAUCCCGCUGGAGAGCGUCACCAUUGACACGGUACCCGACGAGGGCGACCUGCGCAACGGCUGGCUCAUCAAGACGCCCACCAAGUCCUUUGCCGUCUACGCCGCCACCGCCACUGAGAAGUCGGAGUGGAUGAACCACAUCGGGAAGUGUGUGUCGGACUUGCUGCAGAAAAGCGGCAAAGCUCCCACAGGUGAGCACGCUGCCGUGUGGGUGCCCGACUCCGAGGCCACGGUGUGCAUGCGGUGCCAGAAGGUGAAGUUCACACCCGUCAGCCGCCGCCAUCACUGCAGGAAAUGCGGCUAUGUGGUUUGUGGGCCGUGUUCGGAGAAGAAGUACCUGCUGCCCAGCCAGUCGUCCAAACCCGUGCGAGUCUGCGAGUACUGCUACCUCCAGCUGACGUCGGGGAGUCUGGCGGCGCGCUCGGACUCCAUCGGCCGGUCAAAGUUCAACAGCAACCUGUCGGACGACGAGGACGAAGACGACAGCAGUGACUGAGGAGAGCAAAUAAAAAAAAAAGACUCUGCUGGAUCUGCCGUGACGCGGAUCCUCCUCCGAGCAUUAAUUAUUCAUCAUCAGAGGCGGAGUCUCGUCUGCAAACCAAACUCUUUUUUAAUUUCCUCUAAUUCCUGUGAUUCCAGCAGGCGAUCGAUUAAAACCAGCAGAACUGUGAAGGCUGCAGUUCAUCACUACACAACAUGAUGGUGCUCAUGAGAAACUCCCCCCCCCCCCCGCACAGAUUCGCUUUUGUUUUUCAUUUUCUGUCCAUGAACUACACAACAUGUCAGAGUGUUGUUUCUGCAGGGAAAUCAAACGUCUGCCCUCUAACUUUUGACCUAUCUGUCCUCUUUAUCCGCACUUUCCCGCACUCCGUGUCUGCAGAGAGUUAUGCUCUGCUCGCGCAAACUCGCGUUUUCUACGUACCUGAUGCAAAGAAUUGAAUGCAGACACUGUUGUUGGCGUUCGGCGUUGCAGACACGGAAGACGAGAACGCAAAUGUUCUCACGCAACAUUGAUGUACGGUCGACGUAAGUGCGUCUGCCCCGAACCUUGUUGGAAAACGCGGGAGAACACCUUAACAGCCGCGUUUUCUCGCUUGUAUGUAAAGAUCUGCGACUGUUGAUUAUUUUCAUCACCGAUUCAUCCGGCGAUGAGUUGUUUGAUCCAUAAAAUAUGUCAGAAAAUGUGGAUAAAUGUGGAUUUCUGUGUUUUAUGGAGCAAAGAAACCAGAAAAAUUCACAUUUAAGAAGCUGAAAAAUCACACAAACCUGUAUUAAUUACCAACAUAAACACUCAAACUGACUCAUCGACGAUUGGAAUCGUUGACGGUUAGUUUAAUAAUUGAUUAAUACAGCCCUAAUCCCUUUUUUAAUCUGAACAAAAUGAAGAUAUAAAAAUAAUAAUAAUACAAAACUACAAUAAUAAAAUGUAAUAAUUCUUGUCUGUUUCUAAGCCACCACCUCAAAAACCCGCGGUCACGUCGCACCUUCAUGAGAAAAACACAGAAGAUCAUCAGUAAUGUCUCACACACACACACACACGGGGCUAAAGGCUGCAGUACACUUGAACCCCACUAGUGGUCGACAGUGCACAACAAAAUUGAUUGUGACCAUUAAGUAACUUAUGAGACCAGGAGGAGCAGGGCUAGCUCCGAAUUAUAAGGGAGCUUUUUAUUGCAGAAAUGUGAUAACAACCCUGAUCUUACACUGUGUUUUAAGUGUCUUCCACAUCAGAAGUCAGAAUUGGGUGUUACGUCACGUCGGAGUUACGUCAUGUCGGAGUUACGUCACGUCCGAGUUACGUAACGUCAUGCCCGAGUUAUGUUGCGUCCGGGUUACGGUUUCUCGGAGUUAUGUCACGUCCAACUUGACCGUGUUCCAGCUUUAAAAACCCAUGGCCUCAAACAUAUCAUGUGCUAGCCGUUGUUAGCAGUACCAGUUUUUUUUUUUCUUUUGCAAACUAACGUAGCAACAUGUUCGUGUAUGAAAAUUAAACGGUUCCACGUGUACGACUGAUUUACUGUCAAACAGUAGUUAACGCCACACAAAGUGCAAUUAACUUCGCUCUGACUUUACGAGUUCUUUAACUCAGAAAUUCCGACUUCCCAUUACAACUGGAAUGCGUUGUCUCUCUCCUUGUCCGUUUUAGGAAACUCUUGAAUGCAGCAGACGUUAAUACAGAGUCCAGCGUUUCCUGCAGCCCUUGAGUUUUCCGUCGUCAUGAUACUAUUUGUUUCCUGACACACAUUGCUGUCUAUUAACCCAGUGGCUUACAUGCUAACACCAUCACUCGGUGUGUUUACAUUCAUGUUAAAAGUCAGAUUUUAGUCGGACUAAGACAAUGAUGUCAGGUAAACACCUUAGUCCAACUAAAGUCGAGCUAGUCUUAGACUAUGACAAUAAUGUCACGUAAAUGUGUUAGUCCGACUAAAAUAGAGCUAGUCUUAGUCAGACUAAGACAAUAAUGUCAUGUAAACGUGUUAGUCUGACUAAAAUAGUUAGUCUUAGUCAUACUAAGAAAUUGUCACGUAAGCGUGUUAGUCUGAAUAAAAUAGAGCUAGUCUUAAUCAGACUAAGACAACAAUGACAUGUAAACAUGUUAGUCUGACUAAACUGUGACUGCAAACAUACUGAGUGAACAAUAGAUGAUUAUGUUUCUUUGUUUCACUCAUCAGUAACAUGUGCUAACAAACAGUGAAGCAGUAAAAUGUUCAGUCUCGGGCUGCAACUAACUAUUAUUAUACAUUAUUGAUUAAUCUGUCCAUUAUUUUUCUUGUUUGCUCCAUAAAAUGUGGAAAAAUGUUGAUCAGUGUUUGUCAAACUCUGGAAAUGAUGACGUUCUCAAACUAAAAAUUACUCUGUUCUAAUGAUCUCUUUGUUUUAUGGAGCAAAGAAACCAGAAAAUAUUCACAUGAAAAAUCAUUAUUUAAAAAAUUAUCAAUAAUUGCAGAUAAUUUGGUGAUUGAUUAAUAAUCAAUAAGUUGAUCGUAGCAGCCGUACUUCAGACCUGCUUUCUGUUUGUUUUCAAACAUCAUCUCUGUGCUGAGGUCAAAGGUCAAUGCUGCACCCUCCCGGUCAGGUGACCUCUGGAACAUUUAUUUUCCCUCUGUAUUUCAGCACAGUCUGUAACUGAUCAUGUGACUGAGUGUCAGAGGUCAUGUGAGCAGGAAAUGGAAGAACUUGAGUUUCCUUCUCUGUUGCUCAUUUGAGGUUUUUCAUUUUUUUUUGUUUCAUAUGAUGUUAAAAACGUGGUUUCAUGACUCAUAUUUCAACGUCAUUUUUUUUUUUGCUGUGACGUGACGACACAGGGACCUGCAAAUCCUUAAGUGCCUUAAGUAAAAAAAAUGCCACGCCCCCAAAACAUUGUGAAUAAAUUAUAGAUCAACUUUUAGCUCCAAACAGAAAACAUGAUCAAUUCUCUCUCAGAUCGCAGUUAUGUGCGAUGUUUGCUAACCUCCCUUUUUAUUUUUCCCUCCAUAGUUUACAUGAAACUACGUGUGUGUGUGUGUGUGGCCGUCCAAAUGUCCCAAAAUGCAACAGGAAAGGCGCCGUCAUAAAUGCGAUCAGUCCCACAAUCUAACAAAUGUUGCUUUUUUCACGUUAAAUUCUGACUCAUUGAGGAGAAUGUUUUUAUCGUACAUUACCUUAUUUUUUGGUGUGGGCGUGGUUUAGCAUUAGUCAACAGGUUUUUUUGGCGAGACAGUGGCGACGAGCGACGGCAGAACAGGAAGAAGAAAGGGAAAAUGGAGGCGACUGCAAUAUAAAGAAACCUGAGAAAAGGUCAUGUGACCACUUACAGUCAUGUGACCUUUAUACUAAACUGUGGCCGAAGUGUCUUCGACGCUUUACGAAUUCUUUGAUUGAAUUCACAGCCACUUUUGUUUUGACAUUAAUUUUAAUGCUUGUUGAUUUUAGUUUUUUGUACAUUUGUACAGAUUUGUCGUGGGUUUUUUUGUUUUAUUUGAUUUUAUUUUGAUCGUCCUUGUAUGAAAUGACGCCGUGUUUGGCUCCUCCUCUUCCUCCUGUCACUCAAAUCUCAACAUCGGAUCAGACUAUUUUCGAAAGUUUGAAGUCGAUGGAACAAAAUUCAAAUAACUUAUGGCCGAGACCAUUAAAAGCUGUUAUUUCCUGUUGUCAGUAGGGGGCGCCAUGAUUAUGGUUUUAAACGGAUACUUUUUUAGAAAAAAAAGGAUCUCUGAAUACAGAACAACAAAAUAAAAAUAGUCACAAGAAAUAAAGUACUUUUCACAAGGAAAAUACUCAAUUUAAAUAAAAUCAGAAAAGUUUGAAAAAAGUCAUUUAAUGACUUUAAUCUCAGAAUUCUUGACUCUAAUCUCAGAAUUCCGAUUUUAAUCUCAGAAUUCUGACUUUACUCUCAAAUUUUGACUUUAAUCUUUGCUCUUAAUGUCAAACAUGUACGUUAGUAAAUAGAUUGGAAAAUGUACCUGGAAAUUACAGGAACUUCUUGUUUUCCAGGCAAACCAUCAAAAUAAAACACUACGCACUUAUUUUUUAAAUCUCCCUCCCUCCCCAAGCCUUCAUCUGAUGCUUCCACACGUUAAAAAAAAAACCCACCAUAACGAGGACCUCUAGGAAUUCUAAACUCAGAGAGUUUUGCAAGCUUGUUUUUUAAACUCCAUGUUGACCUGGUGUGGCGCCAUCAAGUCAUUAGGCUCCGCCCGUGGUCACAUGUCACAUAUAUUUUGCGGUUGUUGUUUUUUUGUUUUGCUUUUGAUUACAUUCAAGCUGUGGAAAAAAAGCAAAUGAGUGGAGGAAAAAAAAUAACCUGCGAUUUGAUCGAUCGAUCUGUGAGGAGGAGGAGCCAAGCAGCAGCUGAAGCAGCAGAUCUGAGCUUUUUUGGUGGAUUUUUUUUUUUUCAUCUUUUUAAAUCUAUUUUUUUCUAAAAAAGAAAAAGGGCUUGAAUCAGAAAAAUAACCAAACUGAUUUUUUACUAAUUCACAAAUCUUUGUUUAUAUUAUAGAUAAAAAUAAUGUAUUUCUGAAAAAUCA